This is a messenger RNA of Vespa crabro (European hornet), 1680 nucleotides long. It is a transcript of the gene Lnpk, whose product is annotated as endoplasmic reticulum junction formation protein lunapark-B. Gene Ontology annotation, cellular component: endoplasmic reticulum tubular network. Gene Ontology annotation, biological process: endoplasmic reticulum tubular network organization. The coding region runs from base 323 to 1519 and encodes 398 amino acids. The record is from RefSeq and is a predicted model, not a curated record. Lineage: Eukaryota; Metazoa; Arthropoda; Insecta; Hymenoptera; Vespidae. The transcript has 10 exons.
ACAGCUUCUUAUAUUCUUUUGUGGUUAAUUUUUUUUUUUUUUUCAAAAUCCGUAUAAAUCGAAAAGAAAAGUAAAAAGUGUUAAUAAUCGUCAAAAAAUUAAUGAAAUAUUGAAUUGAGUUCGUACAUUCUAUGAGAACAAAAAAAUAUAUACAUAUAUGUAGAUAUAUAUAUAUAUAAUUUUUUAUUGCAAUAUGUGAAUAAACAUUAUCCUGUUGGCAUCUGGAGAAUCUUUGUAGGAAGCAAGUUAUAAAUAUCGGUACAAAACGCGGGUGUAGUUAUAUUGGAUUUGAAAGAAAGAACACGAUCGAUCGUCCGAAAACAUGGGAAUCAUAUUAUCCAGAUUUCGAGGAAAGAAAACAACUAUUGAAAUUUUAGAAGAUUUAGAUUCGAAAAUAAAAGAAAUACAGGAAUAUGGACAGAAUACUGAACAAAAGCACAAAAAAAUUGUUGGAACACUUGUCAUUUAUAGCGUUGUUCUUUAUAUUACAACAGCCUUCAUUUUCUAUUUUUACUUCUUCCCAGCCUCUUUAUAUGAUCAAAUAUUUUAUAUUACUCCAUUAUUAAUUUUUCCAAUUAUAAUACUGUUUACAAAAAAAAUGGUAUCGUGGUACUAUAAACGCAAAAUAUCUCGGAAUCAAGAAAAGUUGGUAACGAUGCAACAGGAGAAGAAUAAAAUUUUAGAUGAAGUUACAGAAACUGAAACAUAUAAAAAAGCCAAGGAGAUUUUAUUACGAUUUGCACCUGAUCAACUGAAAAUGACAUCAACAUCUGUUACAGUACCACAGACUGUAGAAAAACUACGACAGCCCGACGUAUCACGUACUAUUACAUUUUCAUCACCAGGUAUAGGAGAAAUAAGAAGAAGAACUCCUAAUCAGUCAUUCAAUGUUUCAAAGGAUAUCAAUGCUCAAACUUUAUCUGUUGAUGGAACUCCUAAUAAAACCACACAGUUAAAUACUCCUAUUCAAACUGGUUCUAAACGGCUUAAUAAUACACCUAUGUGCUACAGAUCACCUGAAUAUACAUUAGCACGCCCUGUAUUACCACACCACAGAAGCAAUUUUGAUCGUUUAAUUGAUUAUUUAGUGGGUGAUGGGCCAUCAAAUCGUUAUGCUUUAAUUUGUCGUCAGUGCGAAUGUCAUAAUGGAAUGGCUCUUAAAGAGGAAUUUGAAUAUUUAGGAUUUAGAUGUUGUUAUUGCAAUUUUUGGAAUCCUCCAAGAAAACAAAAACCAGGAGUCCAAAGAAUAGAGGAUGUUUUUUCUAACACUUCUCCAACUUCUGGAACACUUGCAAAUGAUUCAUCUGAUAAAAAUACAGAGACAUCAAAACAUUCUGAAGUAGAGGCAUCAUGUUUAUCUGAUACUGAUUCAGAUAUUGAAGUAGUUGAAAGACCAGCAGAAAUAUCUGAAAAUCAAGAGCAUAUUGAUGAUGAUUAUACUAAUUCCAAUAUAAAUAAAAAAGGAAUGCAAAACUCAGAAGAAAAAAAAUCCGAUGAAGAAAUGGAAGUUGAAGAUUGAUAUCUUAAGAAUUCAGUCGGCAUAGGUACUAUAUUACUGUUGAUAAUGACAUUAAUAAUACAGCGCAAUAUAUUAUAAUUGUGUUCUAUGUUCAGUAGUGGUCAAUUAUAUGAAGAUUUGAAAAGAAAUUAUUAAAUUUUCGACAGUUAAAAACAAUAUCA